This is a messenger RNA of Scomber japonicus (chub mackerel), 2167 nucleotides long. Its product is annotated as cytolytic toxin-alpha-like. The transcript is spliced from 7 exons. Bases 104 to 2167 code for a protein of 687 amino acids. Lineage: Eukaryota; Metazoa; Chordata; Actinopteri; Scombriformes; Scombridae. The record is from RefSeq and is a predicted model, not a curated record. Gene Ontology annotation, molecular function: protein binding.
UCUACUUGACUAUGACUCAUCACAUAUAAGGAGUUUUGGAGAUAACAGCUGUUGGAUCCUGAGCCAGACGACUGGACUGAGAACAGCCAGCAGAGACUUUAAGAUGGAUCUCGAAGCCAGCAGAACAAUGGAGAUGGCAGCACUCGGCCGGCCAUUCAGUCUUGGUAUGCUGUAUGACUGCCGCCAAGACUCACUCAUCCCUGGCAUGACACUAUGGGACAAAAAUGAUCUGGAAAAAGAAUUGAGAGAAAGUCCAAAACCUAACAGUGAGUUUGAGAUAGUUGCAUCUGAAUCAAUUCAGGAUAAAUCUUCAGCAUUAAAUGUUGAGGCAUCCCUAAAGGCAAGUUUCCUGGGUGGACUGGUAAAGGUUGAAGGAUCAGCUAAAUACCUGAAUGAUCAUAAGACAUCCAAAAAUCAGGCCAGACUAACACUGAACUACAAAACUACCACAAAGUUCCAAGAAUUGUCAAUGAAUCAUCUUGGAAGAGGUAAUGUUAAACAUCCGUAUGUCUUUGAUAAAGGAAUAGCAACACAUGUAGUCACAGGAAUCCUUUAUGGGGCACAAGCUUUCUUUGUCUUUGACCGUGAGGUGUCUGAUAAAGAAAGUCAUCAAGAUAUUCAGGGAAACUUGAAUGUGAUGAUAAAAAAAAUCCCUUGCCUUGCAAUAGAAGGGGAAGGUUCCUUGAAAAUGGAAGAUGAGGACUUAGCAAAAGUUGAGAAAUUCUCCUGCAAAUUUCAUGGAGACUUUUUACUCAAGAAACCACCAACAACCUUUCAGGAUGCUGUACAAGUCUACCAAAGCCUGCCACAACUGCUGGGAACCAAUGGAGAAAAUGCUGUACCAGUGAAAGUCUGGCUGCUGCCACUGGUUAGUUUAGAUUCAUCAGCUGCUAAACUUGUCCGUCAGAUAAGUAUAAGAUUAGUGCAGGAAUGCCAGAGUGUCCUGGAGGACUUCACUGAGCUGGAAAUGAGAUGCAAUGAUGCAAUAAGAACCACCACUGCACAGCAGUUCCCACAGAUUGGUAAAAAACUUAAAACUUUUAAAGAAUUUUGCUCUGAGUUCAAACUAGACUUCCAACGAACCUUGGCAAAGAUACUUCCAUCAAUCCGGGGAGGAGGGGAAGAGGAGACUGUGCUGGCAGAGAUCCUGAAGAAGAGACAUUCUUCUCCUUUCAACAACACAAGCCUGAACGAGUGGAUGGACUGUAAAGAGAGAGAAAACUGCAUCUUAAAAUCAUACACCAAAAUGAUGAAAAACACUAAGAUUGUCCCAUCUCAAUGUCAACUUGAUGAGGAAACUCUCAAUGCAGAACAUGCUGUGUGUUUUGUCUUCACCUCACUGGGAAGUGCUGAACCAUACCUCUCAGCUUUAUCAAACUACUUAAAAGAAAAACCCAAAGCAGACGACCCUCAAGAUCCACAUUGUCAUGACAUAGAGAAGGAACAAUGGUACCUUUCAAACAAUGUAUCAGAUGCAAUGAGGAUCAAAGCAAAGCUGUUCAGUGAUUUUGCAGAGGCCAACAAAGAGAAUAAGAACAUAAAGUUCCUGACAGUGGGUUUAACAAAUGAGACACACAAAGGUUCAAGCAUCUACGUUUAUAAAGACGGCUUUCCUGUCAGUGAGAACUUUGAGCCUCCUUCAAAGCCUGAAACAGUGACAGCAGGUGAUGUAACCCACAACAGUGUGACACUGAAGAUCUCUCCACCAAGAUUUGGAGCAGAGAACAUCACCUCCUACUGUGUAGAGUACUGUGUCAGUGGAGAGGAUGGAUGGAAACAAACACCAGCACCAAAAGCUGAAGAAGUCACAGUGAGUGGUCUGACUACUAACACAGAGUAUAUGUUCAGAUGCAGAGCAGUGACCUCAGUAGGUGUUGGACCAGCUGGUGAAGUCAGUGGUCCCAUUAAAACUUUACCUUGUAGCCCUCCUGGAAAACCUCAAGUUGAAACUAACUCAAGUGAGAUAACAGUUAGCUGGGAGAAACCUGCAGAGAUUGCACAAGAUGUCCACAUUGUGAGCUACAUUGUAGAGUACACCCAAACAGAGAAAGAGGUGAAAGAAGAAGAUGUCCAGUGGAACCAAAUGGUGUCAAGAGCUGAAAAGAGGAUAAUUUCAGAGCUUCAGUCAGAGACAGAAUAUGCUGUCAGGGAGAAGACAUGGACAUAG